AUGGAACCAAGGAACAUAACAGGAGUUUCACAAUUUCUUCUUAUGGGAUUUUCAGAAGAAACAGAAUUGCAGCCCCUCAUCUUUGGGCUUUUCCUCUCCAUGUAUCUGAUCACUGUGUUUGGAAACCUGCUCAUCAUCCUGGCUGUCAGCUCAGACCCCCACCUCCACACCCCCAUGUACUUCUUCCUCUCCAACCUGUCCUUUGUAGACAUCUGCUUCACCUCCACCACCAUCCCAAAGAUGCUGGUGAAUAUACAGACAGAGAACAAAGUUAUAACUUAUGAAGGCUGCAUUAUCCAGAUGCAUUUUUUCACACUCUUUAUAGGAUUGGACAGCUUCCUCCUGACCGUGAUGGCCUAUGAUCGCUUCGUGGCCAUCUGCCGUCCCCUGCACUACACGGUCAUCAUGAACCCCCGUCUCUGUGGAGUGCUGGUGCUGGUGUCCUGGAUCAUGAGUGCGCUGCAUUCCUUGUUAGAAAGCUUAAUGGUGUUGCGACUGUCCUUCUGUACUGACUUGCAUAUCCCUCACUUUUUCUGUGAACUCAAUCAGAUGAUCCAGCUUGCCUGUUCUGACAUGUAUCUCAAUAAAGUAGUGAUAUAUAUUGUAGCUGUGCUACUGGGAGGUGCCCCUUUUGCUGGUAUCUUUUACACUUACUCUAAGAUAGUUUCCUCCAUACAUAGAAUCUCAUCAGCUCAGGGGAAGUAUAAGGCAUUUUCCACCUGUGCAUCUCACCUCUAUGUGGUCUCCUUAUUUUAUUGUACUGGCAUAGGAGUGCACCUUAGCUCUGCUGCUUCCCACAGCUCACACUCAAGUGUAACAGCCUCAGUGAUGUACACUGUGGUCACACCCAUGCUCAACCCUUUCAUCUACAGUCUGAGAAAUAA
Molecule: messenger RNA, 884 nt
Organism: Rangifer tarandus platyrhynchus (Svalbard reindeer)
Lineage: Eukaryota; Metazoa; Chordata; Mammalia; Artiodactyla; Cervidae
Source: the annotation of a GenBank genome assembly